GAGAGAGAGAAGAAGAGAAUGUCGUCCACAGGAAUGGCGAGAUCGAAGGGGAGCUUCUGUAUCACUCUCUCCAGAAUUCUAUCAUACGCCCAUGAGAAUGAGAAAAAAAAAAAAAGGAAAAAGUAAAAUCAUUAUUUAUUUAUUUUUUUGUUGUCUUCUUGAAAGGAAGGUCUCAUAGCUCCGUCGAACGGAAUUGCACAAGAGGGAGCUAGAUCCACAGGGUUCUUACGGGAUGGCUGAAAACGUAAUGGUGGAUUCUCAUGUAUGGGUGGAAGACCCAGAAGUGGCAUGGAUUGAUGGGGUUGUAGUUGAUAUAAAGGGUGACCAAGCUACUGUUAAAACCAAUGAUGACAGAGAGGUUGUUGCUAAUUUAUCAAAACUCUAUAUAAAAGACGAUGAAGCUCCUUCAGAGGGAGUAGAGGACAUGACACGAUUAUCUUAUCUGCAUGAGCCUGCAGUCCUCGAAAACUUGGCUAUCAGAUAUGGGCUGAAUGAAAUUUAUACUUAUACAGGAAACAUUCUUAUUGCUGUCAAUCCCUUUCAAGGACUCCCGCAUCUUUAUGAUGCUGAGGUUAUGGAAAAGUACAAGGAAGCCUCGUUCAAAGAGUUGAGUCCUCAUGUUUUUGCAAUUGGUGGCAUUGCAUACAGGGAAAUGAUCAAUGAGGGCAGGAAUAAAUGUAUAUUGGUUAGUGGUGAAAGUGGGUCUGGAAAGACAGAAACGACUAAGGUGCUCAUGCGGUACCUUGCAUUCUUUGGAGGGCAUACUGCAGGUGAAGGAAGGACGGUUGAAAACCAAGUUUUAGAAUCAAAUCCAGUUCUCGAGGCCUUUGGAAAUGCAAAGACUGUUAAGAACAACAAUUCUAGUCGUUUUGGGAAGUUUGUGGAGAUUCAAUUUGAUGACAUUGGUCGAAUAUCUGGGGCAGCCAUCAGAACCUACCUCUUGGAGAGGUCCCGUGUUUGCCAAGUUUCAGAUCCUGAACGGAACUAUCACUGCUUUUACCUCCUUUGUGCUGCUCCUCCAGAGGAUGUUGAGAGAUUUAAAUUGGGGAAUCCUAAGUCAUUUCGCUAUCUUAACCAAUCUAGCUGCUACGAACUUGAUGGUGUAAAUGAUGCAGAGGAGUAUCUUGCUACUAGAAAAGCUAUGGAUGUAGUUGGAAUAAGUGAAAAAGAACAGGAUGCAAUUUUUAGAGUUGUUGCUGCCAUUCUCCAUCUUGGAAAUAUUGAAUUUUGCAAAGGAGAAGAUGCUGAUUCAUCAUCUCUAAAAGAUGAACAGUCAAAGUUUCAUCUCCAGAUGACGUCAGAAUUGCUCAUGUGUGAUUCCCAUUCCUUAGAAGAUGCUCUGUGUAAGCGUAUGAUGGUCACCCCAGAAGAAGUUAUCAAAAGAAGUCUUGAUCCUCUUGGCGCUGCCGUUAGUAGGGAUGGUUUAGCAAAGACAAUAUACUCUAGACUCUUUGAUUGGUUGGUGAACAAAAUAAAUAUCUCUAUUGGCCAAGACUCUCAAUCUAGGCGCUUGAUCGGAGUCCUUGACAUUUAUGGUUUUGAGAGCUUUAAAGCCAACAGUUUUGAACAAUUCUGUAUUAAUUACACGAAUGAAAAGCUGCAACAGCAUUUCAACCAGCAUGUAUUCAAAAUGGAACAAGGUGAGUAUGAGAAAGAAGAAAUAGAUUGGAGUUAUGUGGAGUUUGUAGAUAAUCAAGAAGUUGUGGAUCUGAUUGAAAAGAAGCCCGGUGGUAUUAUUGCUCUUCUAGAUGAAGCAUGCAUGCUACCCAAAUCAACUCCUGAAACAUUUUCUGAGAAGCUGUAUCAAACAUUCAGGGAUCAUAAGCGCUUCAUAAGACCAAAAUUGACUCGAUCAGAUUUUACAUUAGUUCAUUAUGCAGGGGAUGUUCGGUACCAGUCCGAUCAAUUUUUAGACAAAAACAAAGACUACGUUGUUGCCGAGCAUCAGGAUAUGUUAAAUGCUUCCAAGUGUUCUUUUGUGUCAGGCCUUUUUCCUCCUCUUCCUAAAGAGAGUAGCAAAUCUAAGUUUUCCUCCAUUGGCGCUCGUUUCAAGCUACAAUUGCAACAGCUGAUGGAGACACUGAACUAUACAGAACCGCACUACAUUAGAUGUGUGAAGCCAAACAACUUGUUGCAGCCAACAGUGUUUGACAAUGCCAAUGUCUUGCAUCAGUUACGCUCUGGGGGUGUUCUUGAGGCAAUCAGAGUGAAGUGCGCUGGAUAUCCAACAAAUAGAACCUUCAUCGAGUUCUUAAAUAGAUUUAUCAUUCUUGCACCGGAGAUUCUGAAAGGAGAGUACGAAGCAGAUGUUGCAUGCAAGUGGAUUCUGGAGAAAAAAGGGCUUACAGGUUACCAGAUUGGAAAAACCAAAGUUUUCCUGAGAGCUGGUCAGAUGGCUGAGCUAGAUGCACACAGAACAAAAGUGCUCGGCGAAGCAGCGAGGAUGAUUCAAGGACAAGUUAGAACCCGUCUGACAAGAGAACGAUAUGUUCUCAUGCGGAGGGCUUCAGUUCAAAUACAGGCUAAUUGGAGAAGAAAUCUAGCAGGAAACAUAUGCAGGCACAUGAAAAGAGAGGAAGCUGCCAUCAAAAUACAGAAAAACUUACGUAGACAGGUUGCAAAGAAAGAGUAUGGAAACACCAAAUCUUCGGCAGUCAUCUUGCAAAGUGGUGUCCGGACAAUGGUUGCACGCCAUGAAUUCCGUUAUAAAUUGAAGUGUAAGGCAGCAACUGUGAUUCAGGCGUACUGGCGUGGUUACAGUGCUUUAUCUGACUACAAGAAACUGAAAAAAGCUUCUCUGGUUUAUCAAAGUAAACUCAGAGGACGAAUUGCCAGAAAACAGUUGGGACCUUCAAAUCAGGCUGACAAAAAGAAAGAGACAGAACAUGAAAGAGAGUUGGAACUUUCCAAUAGAGCGGAAGAAGCAGUUGGUUCAGAGCCAAGUGAUGAUGCGGAGACUGGAGAGGAACAAUACCCGAAAAUCUUCAUCCGAGCAGAUAGUGGACUUGAUAAGUCCUUUGUAGUGCCUUCAGAGCAAAGUGGUGAUGAUGAGAUAGAACAUGAAAGACACACAAAACGUUCCAUCCAACCAGAUGAUGGAAUUGAAAAAUCCCUUGUUCAUGAUUCAGACCAUUCCAUCCUAACAGAAGAUGGAACUGAAAAGUCACUUGUUCUCGAUUCAGAGAAGCAUUACAACAACUUUUCUGUUGUAAGCCAAAUAACAAAUCCUAUUCGUGAUACUGAAGUUGAAUCCCUCACUGCCGAAGUUGAGAUGUUGAAGGCCUUGUUGCUAGUUGAGAAACAAAGAGCUGACAUUUCCGAGAGAAAAUGUUCUGAAGCUCGAGAACUUGGUGAGAGAAGACGCAAAAGAUUAGAAGAAACAGAAAGAAGAGUUUACCAACUACAAGACUCUUUGAACAGUGUAUUCCAGGUUGUUAUAUUCUAUGUCGGACCAAUUCUCGCAACUAAAGUCCAUCUUAAGAUCUCCUUCUAUGUCUUCAACGAUGGCUACAGUGCCAGUUGUACGUGAUGAUCUUGGUGACAGCUCAGAGAACUCUGAAGCUUCAUCAAGUGAUUCUGAUUUCACUUUUCCGGCUCCAUCUACUUCUUCUGCAGAUAACUCAAAUCUGCAAGUCAUAGUUCAAGAUCUAUCAACCACAGAAGCCAAAGGAACAGAGAACUUUGACAAUGAUAAGGAAAGGGGGUUUGAAGAUUACUUUUGAUGAUGAAGCACCGAUUUGAUCUUCACCAGAUAUUUUGAAGUGCUGAUAAUCUGUUUAUUUCAUUGUUGUACCAGAGGGCAAGUGUCUUUGUGUUUACAAUUAGUUCAGGUUCUGUGUUUUAUGCUUACAAAAGCUAUGUUUGUUUUCUCAGCUAAUACAAUUGUUACUUGAUUCUACAGUAGAAUGAUUCAUUUGCUUGUUGUGCAAAUGUG
Eruca vesicaria subsp. sativa (arugula) is the source of this 3934-nucleotide messenger RNA. The record is from the annotation of a GenBank genome assembly. NCBI's taxonomy places the organism in Eukaryota, Viridiplantae, Streptophyta, Magnoliopsida, Brassicales, Brassicaceae.